AAGCAAUUUCUGUGUCUCUGUCUGUGGCUCCAAACAUUAAAAACGCACGCUGGCCGAGGCGUUUAACCGCUAAAAACACAGCCACGGCGAGUGCGAACAACGAAAUUUUCUCGGAAAGAAAAUUAGAAGGAAAUUUUCCGGGAAAAUUUGUAAGUUCAUUCCAUUCACUUGCCAAUUCUAUUUCAGAUCUGUUGUUGAUUCUCAAGCCAAAUCUCGAACUCGUCUCUAGCGCUACAAUCUAUAUGUGUUCGUUAGAGAUGUUCCGAUUACAGCAAGAGAAGAUCAGAAAACGACGACAACUUUGAUUUCUAUUUUCAAUCGAUUGAAACGAUUCUAGGGUUUUUGAUUCUAUGGCCGACGCGCUCUCUGUGAUUCCUCCCGUCGUUCUCCGAAACCUCUCCGACAGACUCUACGAGAAGCGGAAGAAUGCUGCUCUUGAAAUUGAAGGAAUCGUGAAGCAGCUAGCGGCGGCGGGAGAGCAUGAUAAGAUUACGGCCGUGAUAAAUUUGUUGGCCAAUGAGUUCACGUACUCGGCACAGGUGAAUCGCCGGAAAGGAGGAUUGAUUGGACUGGCUACAGCCACUGUUGCUUUGACUGAGUUUUAG
Molecule: messenger RNA, 605 nt
Organism: Camellia sinensis
Lineage: Eukaryota; Viridiplantae; Streptophyta; Magnoliopsida; Ericales; Theaceae
Source: RefSeq, a predicted model, not a curated record